Motacilla alba alba is the source of this 815-nucleotide messenger RNA. RefSeq names its product OXA1L mitochondrial inner membrane protein (gene OXA1L). Lineage: Eukaryota; Metazoa; Chordata; Aves; Passeriformes; Motacillidae. The transcript has 7 exons. Gene Ontology annotation, biological process: mitochondrial respiratory chain complex IV assembly; protein insertion into mitochondrial inner membrane from matrix. Gene Ontology annotation, molecular function: membrane insertase activity. Bases 36 to 767 code for a protein of 243 amino acids. The record is from RefSeq and is a predicted model, not a curated record. Gene Ontology annotation, cellular component: mitochondrial inner membrane.
AGCCCCGCCCUUCUUCCUACUCCCCUCAGGCCGCCAUGAUGGCGGCGGCGACCCCGCGGCUUCGGCCGCUGCUGCGGGCCCUGAGGGCUCAGAGGUUUCGGGGUCCCGUGUGGUGCUGUGGAGCCCCGGCCGUGAGGGGGGUGGCGAGCGACGCAGGGCAGGCACGGUUGGAGCCCGAAUCCUGCUGCUGCCCCUGGUGCUGCGGGGUCAGCGCGAGGCCGCCCGGCUCUCCCAGCACCUCCCGCAGCUCCAGCGCCUGUCCCAGCGCGUGGCCGAGGCCCGGCGGGGGACGGACCACAACAAGGCUGGGGGCGGAGACGGGCGUGUCCGCGCCGGGGGCGGGGGCUGUCCGUCAAAUCCUGAGGCUCCUCCCCCUUUUCUUCCUGCCCUUCAUCAUCCACUUCCCCACAGCCAUCUUCACCUAUUGGCUGACGUCCAACAGCUUCAGCCUCUUGCAGACGGGGCUGCUGCGAAUCCCCGCCCUCCGCGCCAAACUGGGCGUGGCCCCGCCCCCCGCCCCGCCUCCGGCCACGCCCACCGGCCCCGCCCCCAAGGGCAAGGGGGGGAUCCUGCAGCAGCUGAAGAAAGAGUGGCGCGAGGCCCAGGCCACGCACGAGGCCGAGCAGCGCCAGUGGCGCCUCAGGAACCACCUACACCUGGCAGCCAAAGGUCCUCUGCGCCAAACCUUCGCCCAAAACCCCCUGAGCCCCCCCAAAACGGCGCCCUCAGAGCCCCCAAAAAGGCCCUGGAAGGACACGCUGGGCUGAGGGGGGGGCAGGGGGAGACCCCAAAAAUAAAAAACGCGCGAACGCAGA